Molecule: messenger RNA, 1437 nt
Organism: Marasmius oreades (fairy-ring Marasmius)
Lineage: Eukaryota; Fungi; Basidiomycota; Agaricomycetes; Agaricales; Marasmiaceae
Exons: 8
Coding region: 183-1256 (357 amino acids)
Molecular function (GO): 3'-5'-RNA exonuclease activity
Source: RefSeq, a predicted model, not a curated record
CGGCCCCUUGCGUCUCCCUCAGUUCUCCCUCUCGAUCUCUCCGCAGAUGAUACCUGACCUACGUAUUCUACAUUGAUACCCACGCCGUCAAUUAAACCGAACUAUUUACUAUCGACUUACCGCCGAGAAUUCCUACGAACUCGACAUCGUCAGUACAUCAUGCUUCAUGCUUCAAGAAUAGAAUGAUCCAGAAGAAUAGAUUCGAACAGCUUCGAAGCUCUGUCCAAGCAUGCGCACACGGGUCGGUGGGAGUGUUCAGGAACAUUAAAAUGGAUAAAAAUCAAGCCACUUUCGCGAUGCGAAUGGCAACAUGGAACCUCCGAUUCGACUCAAAACCAGACAACAUUACGGUUCAACAGUCUAUCGAUGCAUUACCGGACCCGUUGGUAGAGUUCCCUUUUCAAGGCGUGCACGGAGAACAGCCGUGGAGUACGAGAAGGUUGAGGGUUGCCCAGACGUUGCUUAGUGAAGAUAUAGAUAUCGCUGGUUUUCAGGAAGCCUUGGUACGACAGGUCAGAGAUUUGGCGGAAUUGCUUGGAGAUGACUGGAGCUGGGUCGGGGUUGGCAGAGACGACGGUAAAGAAGCUGGAGAGUUCAGUCCGAUAUUCUUCAAAAAAUCAAAGUUCACCCUCGUCUCAAACGACUCCUUUUGGUUAUCUGACACACCCUUUGAGCCAUCGAGGUUCCCUGGUGCCGGGUCUAUCCGAAUCUGUACAGCUACUCGUUUCACUGUCAAGGAACCAUCUUCCAGUGGUCCCCAGCACUUCGCAUACCUCAAUGCGCAUCUCGACGACGCCUCCGACCAACAGAGGCAAUUAGGCACUUCGCUUAUCCUGACACGAGCCAGAUUCGAAGCAUUCGUAAAUGGAGGACCUGUACUUGUCACUGGUGAUUUCAAUAGUCCAUCAACAGGAUCUGACUCUGGCGGAUACAAGGUCAUCACAGGUGCUCAACCACCUCUGCCCAUCAACGCAACAUUCGCCAAGAAGUUCGACGCUGGAGGUGUAGGAGCUGAUUUCAGGAUGAUCGAUUUCCGUGGUCAGGCUCCUCGACAGAGUGUAUCCAAGAAUUAUGCUACGUUCACGGGAUUCACUGAGCCUAAUGAUACGUCGGACUGGACUAGGAUUGAUUUUGCAUUUGGAGGGAGUACUCGUGGAUGGAACGCGACUGGGUAUAAGGUACUGAGUGCUUUACAAGACGAUGGAACGUUAUCUAGCGAUCAUCGUCCCGUCUUUGCUGACGUUUCUCUUGAGUAGUAAAAUAGGAAAUAAUUGACUCCUCUUUCCCGUUUCCAUGAUAGAUAGAUUCACCGAACUCGAAGAAAUAGGAGGUCUAGCAUUUCGACUUGUAAAUACAGACUCCUUGUGGCUGUAUGUUCUGAAAUUCGUUACGCUAAAAAAUAUUUAUGACGCCUUCACGUAAUUAUUUCAUGCCUGG